AUGGGCUCUGAUCCCGAGAUGAUCCGACUGCACAUCCUAGGCGACCCCCGUGUGCGCGACGCCGUGCGACAGCGCAACCCCGAGCUGGCAGAAGUCGCGCACGACCCGCACCGAUUCCGCGAAGUAUUACUUCACCAGCAGCGACUAGAAUCUCAGAAGGAGGCAGAAAAGGAAGCCCGUAUCGCGAUGCUGAACGCCGACCCCUUCAACCCGGAGAACCAGAAAGAGAUCGAGGAGAUCAUCCGCCAGAAUGCGGUCACGGAGAACCUUCAUAAUGCCAUGGAGCAUCACCCUGAAUCAUUUGGCCGCGUGACGAUGCUGUAUAUUCCUGUUGAAGUGAACGGCCAUAAAGUUAACGCGUUUGUUGAUUCAGGCGCCCAGGUCACAAUCAUGUCUCCUGACUGCGCAAUAGCGUGCAAUAUCAUGCGCCUAGUUGACUCGCGAUACGGCGGCAUUGCAAAGGGUGUCGGCACAGCAAACAUCCUUGGCCGGGUUCACUCCGCCCAGAUCAAAAUUGGCGAGAUGUUCCUCCCUUGCUCAUUUACUGUCAUGGAGGGAAAACACAUUGAUCUCCUGCUGGGUCUCGACAUGCUCAGGCGACACCAGGCAUGCAUUGACCUUCGCCGCGGCGCGCUCAUCAUUCAGGACCAGGCAGUUCCGUUCCUGGGUGAGGCAGAGAUUCCCAAACACCUUCUUGAAGAGUUUGAGGACGAGCCUAGGAUUAAGGGUGCCGAUGGCGCAGAGGUAGGUGCGCGAACUGGCGCCGUCACUCACCAGGCUGGCGGGAGCACCCCUGCUCCUGGACCUACCGCGCCCGCAAACGUGACCGCAUCUUCGUCUCGCCCGACUCCCGCGCAGAGACCAUCACCGCGCUGGCCUGAAUCCGCAAUUGCGAAGAUCACGGAGCUUGGAUUCACACGUGAGGAAGCUACGCGUGCGCUGGAGGCAGCGAACGGAGACUUAGAAAGGGCAAUUGGGUUUCUGAUAUAA
Messenger RNA from Aspergillus mulundensis, 990 nucleotides. It is a transcript of the gene ddiA, whose product is annotated as putative DNA damage-inducible v-SNARE binding protein Ddi1. Gene Ontology annotation, biological process: proteolysis. Gene Ontology annotation, molecular function: aspartic-type endopeptidase activity; protein binding. The transcript has 2 exons. The record is from RefSeq and is a predicted model, not a curated record. Lineage: Eukaryota; Fungi; Ascomycota; Eurotiomycetes; Eurotiales; Aspergillaceae. The coding region runs from base 1 to 990 and encodes 329 amino acids.